AUGAGUUCGUGCGCAGUUUGUUUCGACAUCGUGUCAGGAAAAUGCGUUGCAUUAUCCGAGUGCGGCCACGUCUUUCAUCCUUCGUGCAUAACGAAGUGGUUCGAAAUCAAAAAGAAAAUCAAUCGACAGAACGGUUUUGCGAUUCCAACAGCUCCUUGCGUCGUGUGCAGAGUUGAUUUCGAUAUCAGCGCGGCGCUUCCGGUGUAUUUAGAUGUCCCGUUAUCUGCGCUUAAAGCAAAGAGAAGAGACGACAAGAAGCGAAGCGGCGAUACGAAGCAGAAGAAGAAGAAGAAGAAGAAGAAGAAGACCAAUUUUGAAAAGAAAGAAAAAGAGAGAAGAAAAACAAACGUCCUCGAGAAGCAAGAUGAUGAGGAUGUUGUCGUAUUGGUUAGCAGUAGCGAGAGCGAUGGAGAUGAGAGUGAUGACGCCGCUAAUGAUGAUGGUGAGGAGCACUUAGAAUCAGAAAAUGAAAAUGCAGAACUUCGCAGGCUUUUACUCGAAGAAAAGCGGAAAACCCGCGAAGCGGAAGAUGCGGUCGUUUUGAAUAGGUGUAACAACGAUGCGUUCGCGCAAAGUAAAAUGCAGCUGGAAACGCUACAAGUGGAGUAUAUGCAAGUGCAAGAAGAAAACAGAGUUGCGAAAGCGCGAGAGAAAAUCGCAGUGGACAAAGCUAAAAAUUUUGAAUCGAGAGUCACGAGAGCUGAAUCAGACGUCAAAAUGCUUCGAAGCGAAAUCUCGGCGUUGAAGCACCAAAGAGCGGUGGAGAUGGACGUGUUCGCGGAUAAAAAUGCUGUGAGUAGUAGUCGCUUUUUCGAAGAGGAGCAGAUUGCUCGAUUGAUGGAUCAGAAGGAUAAACGUAUGGCGCUCGAAUCCCUCGCUCGUUCUUUACGAAUGAAAACAAAACACAUCGUGACGCUCCAAGACGAAUAUUUCAAAGUAAAUAAAAGUUUAAGAGUCGCGGAAAAGUCACUUCGCGAUUUAGAGAUGAAAUACGCGAAGCGAAAGGCGAGAGAGAAGCAAACGAGGGAGGAGUUACAAAAUCUUACGAGAGUAGAAAAGCAAAAGCAUGGCGAAGUAGAAAGAAGCGGAAUCAAAAAUGGGAUUAAAGAGGGCGAUGUUGUUGUUGAUGAUGAUGACGACGAUGACGACGACCUUUUGAUUCUCGAUGAUGAUGAUAAUAAUAAAAGAAAUAAACCGUCGAGUAACGUCUUACGCGACUCGAACAAUAGGAACGAUAGUAUAAGCGGGAAAGCAAUAACGCGGCUAGGUGGCAAUGUAAAGAGUAGCUUCAAUAGAAAAAACAAUGCUAGUGGUGGCUCUUUCAUACAAAAUGGGGACGACGGCCGAGGCGGGAGAGCAACAAUAUUGACCACCUCUACAGGGGGAAAGCUCGAACGCAACAACAGAAAUGAUCGAGUGCCGUUAAGUCGAGGUGAGAUGAUGCAGAAAAAUCUCUCCAGCUUCGUGCGUAAGGGACGAUAG
Molecule: messenger RNA, 1482 nt
Organism: Bathycoccus prasinos
Lineage: Eukaryota; Viridiplantae; Chlorophyta; Mamiellophyceae; Mamiellales; Bathycoccaceae
Exons: 1
Coding region: 1-1482 (493 amino acids)
Source: RefSeq, a predicted model, not a curated record